CGGAACGACUUGUUCUCACACAAAUGUUCCCCCUCGGAAAGUUUAUUUGGUAGUACACGCUAAAGCUGUUAGCGGAAGAUAAACACAAAAUUUGUUCAUCAUGGCAGAGACUCACAGCUUGCAGGACAUGAGGCAACAGGCAGCCGUUGCUGCCAAAGUCUUCAUUCAGAGAGAUUAUACCAACGGCACUGUGUGCCAGUUCCAAACCAAGUUCCCCUCUGAGCUGGAGACCAGGAUUGACAAACAGCAGUUUGAGGAGACAGUGCGGACACUGAAUAACCUCUAUGCUGAAGCGGAGAAGCUGGGAAGCCAGUCAUAUAUUGAAGGCUGUUUGGCCUGCCUCACAGCGUACACCAUCUUCCUGUGUAUGGAGACUCACUAUGAGAAGGUUUUGAAGAAAAUUGCAAAGUACAUUCAAGAGCAGAACGACAAGAUCUACGCACCACGAGGCCUCCUGCUCACUGAUCCCAUCGAGAGAGGCCUGCGAGUCAUUGAAGUCACCAUCUUUGAAGACAGAAGUCUGACCAGAUAAAAGCUGCCACGCAGCUGUUUGACUGAGUGGAGCGACAGGGUGUGCAGCAGCCCAGCACCAGUGUCCACCUCCCUGAGGACCACCCAGACCUACACCCUUAACACCGCGUCUCUACAAUCUAUCCCUUCGUACUAACCAUCAUGUGCAUGUCCCAUAUAGAGUGUUUGUUAUGACCAAGUUUGAAAUUUCAUGUCUUAUCCAAUUUGUUUUUUUAUUAUUAUUAUUUGUGACAUCCCUUUCCCUAUUCAUAAUUUCAGGGUUAAAGUCUGUUGUUUGUAUUUAGUUGGAAAAAUUAAAAGGAUGUCAUAGUAAAACCGAUACACUUGCUAACACAAUUUACAGACAUGAGUAACUAUCCUUUAUUUUGGAUUGAAAUCAACUUUUGGAAUUCUGAACUUUUCUAUAUUUCCUUUCUUUUUUUGGACACUCCUUUUUGAAUAAUGAAGCCAACACACAGGGUAAGUUAUGUUUAGGAAGGAUUAUGGAACUCACCCACAUCCAUGCUUAAAGUCAUUGUCAAGGCUGAACUUUGGAUAUAAUUGAAUCCAAAAACAGAGAACUCUGUUUAUUUAGUGUGAUUUGCUGCACGUGCCACACCUCACUGUUUGUUUGUUUUAUUCGUAUUCAUGUAUUCUUGCACGGUUGCUUAUUGUCUUUUCUGCAUGUUACCUUAGUAGUGUUUGACUUAAUAGCUAACUGACAGCUGAACUUUGUCAGGAUUCAAACAUUCCAAUCAGACUGUCUGAUUCAAACCCUAAGUCAUCUUUGAUUUAAAAUGAAAACCAAACCAAAACUUGUUCUCGCUCUGUAUUUAGCAUUUAAUGUUGUUAAUGUUAUUUUUUUUUUUUUUUUUUUUUUUGGGAAACUGUGCUAUGCAUAGUGUUUAGUGACUACUGUUGGUUUUUGACUCAUGUAUAAUUAGCCUGUAUUCAUAUAUUGUAGUAUUGUGAGAUUGCCUUGACCGAUGUAUUAAAAGUGCUCUUGUUAGUUGCCAGUGCCUGUAAUGGCUUUGAAUGUUGCCUAUGUUAAAGUCUAAAGGCCUGGUCACACCGGUAUUUAAAACAAUGAAAGUGAUUUUGAUUUAUUCCAGUGUAAACAAUGCUAUAAGGAUUCUCCUGCAGGUAAAUCAGCACAAAUAUUCUGCACUGGGCUCAACUAGGACGAGCUAAGCUAACUCACCAAUAGCAAACAUGUUAGCUCUGAGAGUUUUAUUUGCUCUCUUUGGUAACUUGAACUGAACACAGUGGUGGAUGGAAGUAAACAGAAAGCUCAGUGGGAAAGUAGAGAAAGUCUCCAACCAGACUGGGCUAGCCCCAGAGUUAGCAGUUAGCUCGCCAGCUGCCGUGGCUCAGCACGGGGGCUUGCAAGUAGUCACAACAUCCCCAAGUUUCUAGUCUUUUGAAUUAAUGUAACUGUAACACUUUCUGGUGUGACUGGGCCUUCAUUGUGAAAUCAUGUGAGUCAGAUCAAGGCUUUGUUCACUCAUUGCUAACAAGCAUCUAAAGCCUAAGAUCAUGAUGUAAUGUUAUUGAAACCUUAACAGAGGUUGAUUAUGCUGUAGUGUAUAUGGCUGGUAAUGUUUAUGAAAUGAAAUGACCACAUGUACCAGUAUAGAUUUUUGAAUGGCAUAGCUAAAAGAUCAACAAUUGAUUUAUAUUUAUGUAAAUAAUAUUUCAUUAAUAAAGCUGGAUUUAGCUUGUA
Messenger RNA from Scatophagus argus, 2233 nucleotides. RefSeq names its product golgin subfamily A member 7-like. Gene Ontology annotation, cellular component: palmitoyltransferase complex; Golgi stack. Gene Ontology annotation, biological process: peptidyl-L-cysteine S-palmitoylation; Golgi to plasma membrane protein transport; protein targeting to membrane. The record is from RefSeq and is a predicted model, not a curated record. The transcript is spliced from 6 exons. The coding region runs from base 101 to 532 and encodes 143 amino acids. Lineage: Eukaryota; Metazoa; Chordata; Actinopteri; Scatophagidae.